GAGCUAAUUUGCCCAGGUUUCAAAGGGUUAAAAUCCAUUUGAAAGGACGUGUUUAGAACAUGGUAAGCGGAGUCACUGAAGUUGACUUCAUCUGAUAGGAUUUUGCGUAGUUCAGUAAACUAUUGUAUUGUAUAAUGGCAGCAACAAGUAAGACAUCUUUAAAACAGCAGUGUUAUGGGCCAGAUUACAGCCAGUCCUAAACGAUUUACUGCAAUUCUGGGAACUUAAAUGAAGGCUAUCUGAUCUGUAACUCUAAACACAGAGUUAAUCUUUGCAAAUACCCAACUGAAGCAGACACAUUUCUAUCAGUACCAAUGGAAUUAAGGCAUCCUCUAAAGCAGUAACAAAAGCUUGCACGAGCAAACAUGCAUCACGGGACAACAAGCAUCCCGUGUCAUGAAAGCUCAGAGAUCUGUUUCGUGCAGGGUGAUGUAAGGGCUGGACCAGGUGGAAACACGGACAAGAAAGGGAAGAGCCCGUCUCAGGAUGGGUGUGGCUUGAGUGGAGAGGUGCAGGACGAGUCCUUUUGCCCAGCCAGGCAGAAGAAGCAACAGUUGACACUCAGCGCAGAGCUGUGGGCCCCAGUGGAGGGGCUGCUAAUCUGCUGGUCAAGUACAGGAGGGGAUAUCAACUCAUCCAAUAGCUCAGAUUAAGCUCAGGGGGCUUUAGGGGCAAACAACCUGCUUUUCAUUGUGUGAUCGGGACGAGCGAGGACCACCAGCGCCAUGAGAGCUGUCCAGUACUGUCCGCUGCUCCUGCUUUCUCUGGUCCUGAUAGCAACCAACAGCGAGGCUCUGCGAUGUUACACCUGUAUGGGCUCAAAUAACGAAGACUGCAACCGGCAAGGCUCCAAAUCUUGUCCCAGCUAUUCUGAUGCCUGCGCUACGGUGGUGGGCCACAACAGUGGGGUGAUGAAGUCGUGCUCCUACAGGUCUUUCUGUAGUCAGGCCAACAGCCAGGGCUACAGAGCACCAGGUGUCAGAGUUCACUGCUGCUACAGUGAUGACUGCAAUGUGACGAGCUUCGCCUCCGGGCUGCCAGGACUCAACUAUCUGCUGCUGUUCCUGCCUCUGUUGUUCCACUGCUUUUUCAAGUAGACUUUCAGCCCGACUUCAAAAUGCCAACAAGCAUCCAUCUGCAACAUGAAUGCCAACUACUGUUA
Plectropomus leopardus (leopard coralgrouper) is the source of this 1162-nucleotide messenger RNA. RefSeq names its product lymphocyte antigen 6 family member pge (gene ly6pge). Gene Ontology annotation, cellular component: plasma membrane. The record is from RefSeq and is a predicted model, not a curated record. Lineage: Eukaryota; Metazoa; Chordata; Actinopteri; Perciformes; Serranidae.